Molecule: messenger RNA, 483 nt
Organism: Puccinia triticina
Lineage: Eukaryota; Fungi; Basidiomycota; Pucciniomycetes; Pucciniales; Pucciniaceae
Exons: 3
Coding region: 1-483 (160 amino acids)
Cellular component (GO): cytoplasm
Molecular function (GO): glutamine synthetase activity
Source: RefSeq, a predicted model, not a curated record
AUGGUUUUUAACCCGCUCAAGCUCGCCAUUGCCAACAGUCCUCGAAGACUGGCCCUGAACCGCUUCAACCUAAUCAUCAAUAAUGACAAGAACUUCCCCGCCGGCCCUGGUACACACAGAUGGACCAUCAUGUCUAAGAUGUCCUCCCGCAUGGCCCCUCCACCCAAGUCAGGCCCUACCAAGAAAACAGUGCUAUCUGAUCUCCGCAAGACUAUGGAUCUGCCGGCGUCCGGCCAAGUGACCGUGGCCGACUGCAAGGAGUGUAACUUUGAAGGCUUGUCAACUGCCCAGGCCUUGGGCACUGACUCGGACGGCUUCCUGCGUUCGGCCAAUGUCUUCGAAGACCCGUUCCGUCAAGGCAAGAACGUGCUGGUCCUCGUCGAAUGCUACAACUCGGACAGGAAGCCGUUGAUUGGAAAUUGUAAUAAAAUCACUGUUUGUCUAGAGUUGAAAUUUUUUUAUCCUUCUUUAUGGGCAAAGUAA